Messenger RNA from Penicillium macrosclerotiorum, 1188 nucleotides. RefSeq names its product questin oxidase family protein. Bases 1 to 1188 code for a protein of 395 amino acids. The transcript has 5 exons. NCBI's taxonomy places the organism in Eukaryota, Fungi, Ascomycota, Eurotiomycetes, Eurotiales, Aspergillaceae. Gene Ontology annotation, molecular function: oxidoreductase activity. The record is from RefSeq and is a predicted model, not a curated record.
AUGUUUCAAGUUCCGAUACCUUCAUUGCGCUCCCUGAACAUAUUUUCUUGGGGCCAGAAACAGGCUAUCCAUGUAUCAUCGGUCAAGAUUCACGACCUCGAGGCAGCUCAUGAGAAGCCCGCACGGGCGUUAAAGCACCUGCUCAAGCUCAACCAUGCGAAUCAUGCUAUUCUCUACAACGACCGAAAAUUCCAUAAUCAUGCUCCUCACCUUCUGAGUGCUGCGUACCUGCAAGGCGCAGACGAAGGUGAUCUGGCUCGGGUUUACGAAAGCGAGUCUAAGCUGCUAGAUGAAUGGGUUGACUCUCCUGCAGAGGUCACAAAUUAUGACUGGAGAGACCAUUUAGGACGUCGGGAAUACCAAAAGGCCUUCGUGGACUUUUUUGAAGAUGAAAUGGUUCGACUCGGCUACGACUGGAAGCAAGUAGUUGCAGAGUACUUAUUCUCGGGGAAAGAACCUGUGUUCAAUUCCAUUAUGGCUGAUCUUGGUCAUCCAUUAAUUCACCUUGCCUAUGCAUUUGAGAUGUCUAGCCGUGAGCUUGCGAUGGAAGCUCUAGGUCUAGCAGCAACAUGCUACAAUAGCGUUCACAACUACCUUGAUGACCCGAUAUCCUCACAGACUGAGCCAUCUUAUCAUUCAACUUCUUUCUUGGAGAUUCUUGAUAAGGUUCGAGCCGACAAGAAGCUCAACGGGCUGUUCGUUACCCCGGGUGACCACAAUAUGCAGAAGCUUUUUGAAAGCCAUGAAGCUGUACUCUUAAAUCAUUGGAAUGCCUGGAAGGUUGAGAAUCCAAUGGAACAGUUCCGCGAGAGCCAAGAGCUUGCCGCUGCCCUCCUCGUCGCAACUCACGAGGACUCAACCGAGCAAGUUCUUCUACCAUUGAUUCCGCCAAAAUUCCAAAUUUCUCUCGUGCGACAAUGGUGGCUUGUGACACUGGCGAUAUUUAUCUCCCAGUUGCGCCCCGAAAUUUCAUUUGACAAAAUAAGCAAGUUCGAGCUGAAAGGAAGAGGGUGGAGCUGGGCAUCGAAACAGGCUGUCAAAGGGAAAUACUCGACUGAUUCACAUUAUGUGAAGGCCAUUCGCGCAUUGCAAGAAGCUGCUUCAACAUGGGGCGACCAUGAAAGCUUCUACUUGAAAGCGGCAGUGAAAUUUGCUGAGGAGUUCAGUGGAUGGGGCGGUUUUGUCUAA